AUGGGCUGUCAAAAUGAAAGCUUUCCUCUGUGGCAGUAUGUGGAAGAAAACAGGCAGCCACCUCCUCUUGGACAAAAUCCCACGUUGAACCAAAUGAGGUUGCAUAGGAAAGAAACAGCCAAAGCUCUCAGAGCCCUCUCUCAUAUACAUGCAGCUGUGACUGACCUUGUAUUUACAAGGAUCAUGGCAUACAAAAACCCCAAAGAAGCAUGGGAUAAACUGAGAGAGGAAUACAUGGGUAGCACCACCAUAAGGAACAUGCAGGUGCUUAAUCUAAGGAGAGAAUUUGAGAUGCAAAGGAUGCAGGAAGAUGAAAAAGUAAAGGAUUAUGUUGAUAGACUAAUGAGUGUUAUCAACAAAAUCAGACUAAUAGGAGUGGAGUUAACAGAUCGAAGGGUUAUGGAAAAGGUUUCGGUGAGUCUGCUUGAGAGAUUUGAGUCCAAAAUCUCCUCCCUAGAGGACUCUAAAGACAUGACUCAGAUCACAUUGACUGAGCUUGUCCAUGCUCUCCAAGCUCAAGAGCAAAUAAGGCUCUUGAGGCAAGAAGACACUAGUGAGGGUGCAUUGGUUGCAAGCUAUAAAGGCAAACCUGCACAAGGACAAACAAAAAAGUAUGUUGGAGAUAGAAAGGGGAAAGAGAAGAGUAGUAACCAGUGGGAAAAACCUGGUGGAGUGAAAGAAUUUCCAGCCUGCACUCACUGUAAAAGGAAAGGACAUCCAAAGAGGAGAUGCUGGUUCAAACCAGGCAUACAGUGCAAAAGUUGCAAGCAAUUUCGGCAUAUUGAUAGUGUUUGUAAGAACAAAGGAAGCCAACCAACACAGCAAGCAAAGGUUGGGGAAGAUCAACAACAAUGUCAGGAGGCUGAGCAACCUUUUAUGGCCACUUGUUACAGGCACAAACCAACAAUGAAGCUUGGUUAA
Pistacia vera is the source of this 921-nucleotide messenger RNA. RefSeq lists its product as uncharacterized. Bases 1 to 921 code for a protein of 306 amino acids. Lineage: Eukaryota; Viridiplantae; Streptophyta; Magnoliopsida; Sapindales; Anacardiaceae. Gene Ontology annotation, molecular function: zinc ion binding; nucleic acid binding. The record is from RefSeq and is a predicted model, not a curated record. The transcript has a single exon.